Molecule: messenger RNA, 3670 nt
Organism: Diceros bicornis minor
Lineage: Eukaryota; Metazoa; Chordata; Mammalia; Perissodactyla; Rhinocerotidae
Gene: BMP7
Product: bone morphogenetic protein 7
Exons: 7
Coding region: 465-1760 (431 amino acids)
Biological process (GO): SMAD protein signal transduction
Cellular component (GO): extracellular region
Molecular function (GO): growth factor activity; cytokine activity
Source: RefSeq, a predicted model, not a curated record
CCGGGGCCCCUGCUCUCGGCGCCGGAGUUCGGAAGAGGGUGGGUCGCCGCCGCCCGAGGGCGAGAGCGCGAGAGGAGCGGGAAGAAGAAGCGCUCGCCCGCCCGCCCGCCGCCUCGCUGCCUCCCCGGCGCUCGCUCUCCCGGCUCCUAGGUUUGCUGGCAGCUCCUCCCACCCGCGCCCGCCUCCUUGCUCGCUCGCUCGCUCGCGCCGGUUUCCAAGCCCCGCGGUGUGCCCGGGAGAGUGCGGGGCGAGGGGCCCCGGGGCCAGCGCCGAGCCGGCGGUUGGGGUCCGGGCAGAGCGCAGCCGGCCGGGGAGGGGCCAUGUCCGGCGCGGGCGCAGCGGGGCCCGUCUGCAGCAAGUGACCCAGCGGCGUGGACCGCCCGCCUGCCCCCCUCCGCCGCCUGGGGCGGCGCGGGCCCGGGCGCCCGGCGCCCCGAGCCCGGGUCGCGCGUAGAGCCGGCGCGAUGCACGUGCGCUCGCUGCGCGCCGCUGCGCCUCACAGCUUUGUGGCGCUCUGGGCGCCCCUGUUCCUGCUGCGCUCUGCCCUGGCCGACUUCAGCCUGGACAACGAGGUGCACUCGAGCUUCAUUCACCGGCGUCUCCGCAGCCAGGAGCGGCGGGAGAUGCAGCGCGAGAUCCUCUCCAUCUUGGGCUUGCCCCAUCGCCCGCGCCCCCAUCUCCAGGGCAAGCACAACUCGGCGCCGAUGUUCAUGUUGGACUUAUACAAUGCCAUGGCGGUGGAGGAGAGCGGCGGGCCCGACGGCCAGGGCUUCUCCUACCCCUACAAGGCCGUCUUCAGUACCCAGGGCCCCCCUCUGGCCAGCCUGCAAGAUAGCCACUUCCUCACCGACGCAGACAUGGUCAUGAGCUUCGUCAACCUUGUGGAACACGACAGAGAGUUCUUCCAGCCACGCUACCACCAUCGGGAGUUCCGGUUUGACCUAUCCAAGAUCCCGGAAGGGGAGGCCGUGACUGCAGCCGAGUUCCGGAUCUACAAGGACUACGUCCGGGAGCGCUUUGAUAACGAGACGUUCCGGAUCAGCGUUUACCAGGUGCUGCAGGAGCACUUGGGCAGGGAGUCGGACCUGUUCCUGCUCGACAGCCGUACCCUCUGGGCCUCGGAGGAGGGCUGGCUGGUGUUCGACAUCACGGCCACCAGCAACCACUGGGUGGUCAACCCGCGACACAACCUGGGCCUGCAGCUCUCGGUGGAGACCUUGGGCGGGCAGAGCAUCAACCCCAAGUUGGCGGGUCUGAUCGGCCGGCACGGGCCCCAGAACAAGCAGCCCUUCAUGGUGGCCUUCUUCAAGGCCACCGAGGUCCACCUCCGCAGCACCCGCUCCACGGGGGGCAAGCAGCGCAGCCAGAACCGCUCCAAGACACUCAAGAGCCAGGAGGCCCUGCGGGGGGCCAACGUUGCAGAAAACAGCAGCAGUGACCAGAGGCAGGCCUGCAAGAAGCACGAGCUCUACGUCAGCUUCCGCGACCUGGGCUGGCAGGACUGGAUCAUCGCGCCUGAAGGCUACGCCGCCUACUACUGCGAGGGGGAGUGUGCCUUCCCUCUGAACUCCUACAUGAACGCCACCAACCACGCCAUCGUGCAGACACUGGUCCACUUUAUCAACCCGGAAACCGUGCCCAAGCCGUGCUGCGCGCCGACCCAGCUCAACGCCAUCUCCGUCCUCUACUUUGACGACAGCUCCAACGUCAUCCUGAAGAAAUACAGGAACAUGGUGGUCCGCGCCUGUGGCUGCCACUAGCACCUCCUGGGAGCCAGACCCUCUGGGGCCAUGUUCUCCGGGAUCCUGGUCUCCCACCGCCCAGUGUCUCCCACCACCCGCCUUGGCAAGGCACAGCAGACCCGGCGCCUUUUCAAGACCCGCCCGCCCCUCCCCAACCUUAGUGGUGUAGGAGAAUUAAGGGAUUUGAGAGGCAAAUGGCUUUUGAUCAGUUUUUCGUUGGCAUCCUAUGGACAAGAUCCUACAAGCUGCUGCAGGCAAACCUAACAGGAAACAAAAUAUGUAAAGAAAAAUGGCCCGGCCACGAUCAUUGGCCGUGAGUGUCAGCCGUGCACUGACUCGUCCCAGGGGAAAUUGGGAGCGCCCUUCAGCCAGGCCACCCGGCAGCUAGCGGGGGGAGGGGGGCGCGGCGCGGGGUGGGCACGUUUGCGUCCGUGCUAGAGCAAAACCGAGUCGGAAGUUCCUGUAAUAAAUGUCACAAUAAAACGAAUGAAUGAAAAUGGUUAGGAUGUUACACAUAUAUUUUCCUAAACAACUUAUCCCCAUUUCUUGCUUGGCUCUGAUGUCAUAAACAGCAGCCGUGGCCGGCGGAGGGCGCAGAGGCCCCGUCCUCUGCAGCCCGCUGUCGGUCUGAGGCUCUCGGGCCCAUGGUUUACGCAGACUUGCCCAAACCCGAGAUUCGGCCGGGAGAGGGAAGGGCCAAUUUCUGCUUGGAGGAGGGAGUGUGUUGUCCUUGAAGGAAAAAUGUGUCCCGUCCUUCAGCUGGGGGUGUGAUGGCAGGAAUUAAAAUAGGCCUGUCAAGCCCUGGGAGACGUUUGGAAUUGGUUUUCCAGCUCUCCUCGAGGUAGGAAAUCAAUGGAACAGCGGAGAGGAGGGGGCCCGCGUUCAGGACAGAACUCGAAACUCGACCCUGAACUCCAGCCAACACGGCCCUAUUUCCAGAAGCACGAAGGGAGCCUUGCCCUCGACAGGUGGGUGGGCAGGGGUCCUGUCCAUCUCUGUGGGCCCCUCCCUUGUUCAUUGAUCUCGUCCUGAAGUCUGGGUUCUGACAAGGGCCUCCCCACGUGGCCACCUCUUUUCCUUUGCAGACCUCUACUGAGGCUCUGAAAUGAUUGGCUCCUUAAAGUAAGGGAAAGAUGGCACAGUGGGAGGUCUGCUAGGUGCAGGGUGUGCUGGAUGCGAAUCUCAAAUGGAAGGAUCUAGAAGCCCUUCUGAAAGUGACACCUUAAUCAAGGGUCCUGACUAUGGGUGCCAUUUCUGACAUGGCUCUUGGCGCAAGCCUCCCUUGCCCUGGCCAGUGGGUCCCCUGAAUGGUCGCACCCAGCCUCCAGCAGCCCACAAGGCGGUGGGGAGGCCCAGGCCGUCUGUUGUCCAGGCGAGGCUGUGGCCUCUGGAGUCCUGUCCAGUGGGGAACUGUUUCUCCACCUUGGUUAAGUUGGUUCCUAGAAACACUGGGGCCCUGUUUUUCUUUUCUUUUCUUUUUUUCUUCUUUAGUAGCUUGGGCUGCAGGCUUCACUCUGCCUGGUCGACGGGAAGAGUCUCUGUUUCUGUUAUAUUUUGUUUUGUCUGUUGGCAGAUCUGGGGAUUUGUGUGUGAUUCGCUCUUGGUGCAAGUUUUCUCACUGCGUGGGCCCCAGCCGGCCUCUGGUUAGCACCAUUUGUACAUUGAAACAUGUAAAUAGUUGUUACGAAACAAAGAAAUUAUUUAUGUCCAUCUGAAGCUCUUGGACCCUCCUCAAUCCCUUGUCUGGGACGAUGAGCUCGCUUCCCUCCAAACUGUUUGUUUUCUUAUUUAAGACUAUUUAUUAACGGUCGGACCAAUGUACCUUCAGCUGUUGCAUAGAGCAGUCCUCAGCAAAAAUUCUGUACAAAUAGACAAAAUAAAGGGUUUUGACUUUGCAAUAAAAGGCGACAUUUGGUUCUGGUCCUUGG